Salvia hispanica is the source of this 1926-nucleotide messenger RNA. RefSeq lists its product as uncharacterized. The record is from RefSeq and is a predicted model, not a curated record. Lineage: Eukaryota; Viridiplantae; Streptophyta; Magnoliopsida; Lamiales; Lamiaceae.
CAAAAAAAUGUUCCGUUGAUACGGAAACCCCCCAAAUUCCUUCCCUCCCUUUGUCUAGGGUUUUAAGCAUAAACCCCUCCAAAAUCAUCAAUUCCAAUUUCAUAAUUUGAAUUCUCACCCAACCCGCAAUUCCCGGAAUUUCACGUUUAAUGUGUUCAUUGCCCUGCAAAUUCCCGCCACUAUGAACUCUCAGCAACAAAAUCAGGAUUCCAUGUUGAGAGAAUCGAUCAAGCACUUCUUAACUUCAUACCACACCGGCAGCUCGGAUUUCUCCUCUUUCGAGUCCAUUUUCUUCCGUUUGAUCCAGACAAUGCUCGACCCCCCACUCGAAAUCACUUGGUUCUACGCCGCAGUCACAUUUCACACCGCGAAGCGUAACAGCCCUUCCUCUAGGGUGCUGAUAGCUAAGGAUUUGUUGAGUUUAUUCAUUCGGUGCUCUAAUUUGAGCAGCGCGUCGAAGAAGAUCGCGCUGCUGGCCCCUGUUGUAUAUGAUUUGUACAGUAUUGUGUGUGAUACUAGGGCGAUUGAGCCGCCCGAGAGGAUUGAGGUUGGGAAAUUGGUGGAGGAUAUGGUUUCCCACGUGAUGGUAUCUGCUGGGGUUUACAAUUACGGGAGCGAGGAUGCCGAGUGUGAUAAUGCUGUAGUGUGUUUCGAGGAUUUGGUCCGCGUUUGGACUACUGAUCGAGGUGGGGGGAGUUGCAACUUUGGCGAAGCUUUGAGGAUGUUCUUCCCUCUUUUGAGUGACGGAACUUGGAAGAGGAUGAAUGCUGGUUGUGGGAUGCGGGAGCUCGUGGGGAUCGUUCUGUUGGAAGUGUUCUUUCUCAGGAUUUACAUGAGUUUUAGUUCCGGGAUGUGUACAGAGGAUAUCCUGAAGGAUACACGAGAGCAAGCGGUUCAAACAAUCAAGGGGUUCCGGAACGUCUACUUUUUAGAUAUGCUCCUCAAGAUGCUGUCAGGACCCACCUUGCCUAUUGUAGCCUCAAUGAGCCAUGUAGAUGGAGUUCUUCUACAUAAAGUGUUAUAUGAUGCUGUUAUUUUGGUCGCCUAUCCAUUUCAUUCCGGGAGGUGGGUCCAGUCAUCUGUCAGUCAAUUGAAGAAGUUGGCUCUAGCAUGGGUGUUGGCGGUUGACCGCGCCAUUGAGUUUGCUAGGGCUGCAACAGAUCAACCUCGGGCCAUUUCUUACCUUAAUGCUUUCAGAGAAUGUCAAUUGGUGGCUGAGUUAAUAAAGUGGGUCUGUAAUCAAGCUAGAAUUUUUGACUUUAAUACCAUACCCGACGUCACCAAUCCCAGAGCUCUAAUCCAGUGGCUAUUUGUCCUUAAUGGUCAGGGGAUUGAUAUAUUCGAUCAUAGCAUGGCAAAGCUCUAUGCAAAGGCAGUGGAGAGUGGGCCACCUGAACUCACACUCCGUACAGGUAAUCUGAAUGUGCUUAUCAUUGAUCUCACCACGAGUGGUGAAAGCGAGGACAGAGAAAUGGGCAAUGAGCCUGACAACGGUGCUCUAGGGGGCCUUUGCCCGGCAACUGCAAGCGCGAAAAAUGGCAGUGGCAGAAAGCGCAAAGAGGCUCUGAGUGGUUCACGCAAACAACAGGUGAAGCAGGUCAAGCUCGAUCAUCUUGGAAGUGCUGUUAGGAACAAUUUCUUAUCUUUAUCCAGUGGCGGUGGACCAGAUAGCGACACCGUCUUGGUUGAGAACAUUUCCUCCGAUGAUGACAUGGACCUCGCAGGAUGAGUUUCCGUGCAGGAUGGUGGAUUUGGCCUUGUUCGUUGCAAUCCAAGUGUUGGCCUCUUCUUUCACAGCUGAUGUGAAAAUACAGUCAUUGCAAUGACAAGGACCAUAACUAUGUUACUUUGUGUUCUUCAAUAAAAAACAUGAAACUUGACAUGAUGCUAUGCCAUUUGAAACAUGCUUGAUUUUUUUCUCUUGCA